CCUUUCUCCUGGAGGAUCUGCAGUAUAAUGGAUCCACAUCCUGCAGCAGGUCUCUGCCUCUGCGCUUUCAGGGGAGCACAAAUCACACUGGAGCGCAUUUCAACCGGGGAUCUGUAAUUUACUGUAAAGUAGAUUUUUUUUUUUCUUGUUUCACAGCACAAGGACGUCUUUCAUACAUUUUCUGCGUCAUGUCUUUUUAUACUGGCUGACAUUUUCCGUGUUUUGAUGUUUAUAUGAGGGGGAUUAAAAGGCCCACCAUGGUUUUUCCAACAUAAAUCAACCGUUUUUCCAACGUUUUUGCGCAGACGGCUCUCUGUUUACCUAUACCAACUGGGGAUGGGAGGAUCUCGUAGGUUUUUAAAGCUUUAAGUAUAUUUUUUUGGAAGCAUGGGCCGUGUGUGUGCUUUUCACAUGGGUCUGUCGGGGGUGAAAUCACGGGAGCUUUGCUGCUUCAGAUGAACUGAGCAGCUCAGGUUUUUCUUCGGUGGAUCUGCGACAUGGGCUGAGCUCCCGCGACGACUGUUUUCUUCAAUAAGCUGUUUUUUUUUUUUUUCACACGAUCGAGGAUGGACAACAGGGAACGAAGACGGAUAAAAGUGUAACUUAACGGACAAAGUUUAUGAAACUUCAUAUUUUCACCCUCUCUGCUGAAAAAGUGCGCACACCGGCGCAGGAGCUGUUGCGCGUCAGGCAGAUUUCCAGCCACUAAAGUCCGGUUGUGGUUUGAUAUCUGGUGAGGUUUAAAAGCCUGGUGUUGAGUUUUUAUAAGACUUACAUAAAAAUAGUUUGUUUUAGAUGAAUUUCUAAAUAAGAUGAUGAAUAAAUGACGAUGCGUCCUCGUGCCCCCGCAGUUGGCACAUGUAUGAAAAAUGUUAUAAUUUUAUCAGCAGGAUAAGAGUCAAAGUCAGCAGCUGUGGUUUGUAUAGGCUAGUUUACCCAUAAGUGGUUUUGACCAGACAAGUCAGUUAGAACUGGAUGCUGAAUUUAUUUUUUUUAGUUUAUUUUUAGAAAGUGUUGGAGGAGGUUCAGCCCUCGCUUUUUAAUUUUUGGACCUGUUUCUUCAUGCUGGGCUCCUGUCCUCAGCCUCAGUGACCUUGUCCCAGCUGUGCUUCCUUCACGGCCCCUUUAGGCUUUCUCUCCGUCCCCCUCCCCGGACCAUGUGGCCCCCCCGUGUGGCCCUGCUGCUGCUGCUCCGGGUCUCCGGUUUGCUGGUGGAGGGGCUCAACACGUGCCAGUUCAUCAACCUGGACGUGCAGAAGUCCCGGCGCAUAGAGGCGGUGCGCGGACAGAUACUCAGCAAACUCCGCAUCCGCAGCCCCCCGGACGACGACGAGGCCUCUCCGCCGGGUUCCGGGUCCGUGCCCCCGGAGGUCAUGCUGCUCUACAACAGCACGAGGGAGCUGCUGAAGGAGCGCGCGCGUAUGGCCGAGUCCGCGUGCGAGCGCGAGAGCAGCGAGGAGGACUAUUACGCCAAAGAGGUGCAACGGAUCGACAUGUUGACCCCACGCACCGACACCAAUGCUGUUCAGCCUGCAGCCCCCAACCCACAUUACAGAGUCGUCCACUUUGAUGUGAGUAGCGUGGAUUUGACCAACAGCACGUUGGUUAAAGCCGAGUUCAGGAUCUUCAGAGCUCCAAACCCGCUGGCCCGGGCGGCAGAGCAGAGAGUGGAGAUCUACCAGUUACUGAGGCCAGACGAAGAGAGCACCUCCACUCAACGUUAUAUCGACUCCCGUACUGUUCAACCGAGAGCAAAGGGGGCCUGGAUCUCUGUUGAAGUCACAGAAACCAUUAAGGACUGGGUGUCAGACCCAGAGAAUAAUCUGGGCCUGAAGCUGGGUGUCCACUGCCCCUGCUGCACCUUCAUCCCAGCCACCAACAACAUUGUGCCCAAUAAGAGUGAAGAACUGGAGGCCCUCUUUGCAGGUGUGGACGAUGAGCAGCUUCGUCAGAUCAGAAAACCAGGUCAGGUUAAAGGUCAGGCAGAUUUCAGCACCAAAACACCGCACCUCAUCCUCACCCUGCUGCCCAGUGACAGGGUGGACAACCCGACCAAAAAGAACCGCAAGAAGAGAGCGGCGGCCACAGACACCACAACAUGCUCCCGCGGUUCAGAUCAGGGCUGCUGCCUUCGCUCACUCUACAUCGAUUUCCGACGGGACCUCAACUGGAAGUGGAUCCAUGAGCCCAAAGGCUACAAAGCCAACUUCUGUGCCGGCAGCUGUCCAUACCUCUGGAGUGCCAACAACCACUACAACAUGAUCCUGCCCCUGUACAACAAGUUGAACCCAGAGGCCUCUGCGACCCCCUGCUGCGUCCCUCAGGACCUGGAGCCCCUCACCAUCAUGUACUUCAUCGGUCGCACACCUCGUGUUGAGCAACUCUCCAAUAUGGUCGUCAAAUCCUGCAAAUGCCGCUGAAAGCAGAGAGUUCAGAGGAAGAGGUGAGGGAGGGAACGAGGAGGAGAGUGAUUUCAGGACUACGAAGCACUUCACUCAGGGGGAAAAUAAGACGAAGACAGACUUUUGAUCUUUUCCUUCUACGAUCUGGUUCUGAUAUCAGGUUUUGCUCCUGUUCUUUGCAGCCUUGAAAAUGACCAAAAAAUAUCUCACAUCACUUUUCCUGAACUUUCUGUUUGACAUAGGACACUGUAAACACAAUAUAGCUGUAUUCAACCUGUAUUUGGAUAUUAAAAGGGGUGAUGUGGACACAUUUGGUUUGCCUGCUGCAUAAAAAGGAUUCUUUUUUACCAUGAUUUUGAUUUCUCCUGCGGCUGCGGGCUGCUAGACGCGUGCUUGUUUGCUUUAGGUUGGAGGUGUUGAUAUGAAGGAGGCGGUGUGGAAAGGUCUGCAGACGGAGGACUGAGAUGUGGAGGCAGGGCACACACCGAAAGAAGGACAGACGGAGAGAGAGGAGCUGUGUCCAGGCAGGGGCCCUGCCAGCUCUCUGCGGUCCCGGGCUGAAAUUUGCCCGGCGUAAACAGGAUGUGAAAGAUUUCCAGACACCGACCCGACCACUCACGGAACGCUAGAUUUAAACGCUCCCCUCAUCUCCUCUCCGUCUCUCUCUCUCACUUGCUUGCUCGAGGUUCUGGGAUUUGUGGUGGGAGGAGAGAGGGAGAAAAGAGAGGCUUUGAAAAUGAGACGUGGGAUGGAUGAUAGGGCUGUAUUUGGAACGGCUACAAGUUUGGAAGGUGGUAUUUUGCAGCCUUUGCAAAUUUGUAACUAUUUGGGUCGGGCUCAAACAUUCAGUAAUCACACUCUCAUGCUCAUUUUCUGAAUGUGCAUUCAUUAUCUUAUUGUAAAAAGCUGUUGACUCAUUGCUAUUUGUAUGCUAUGAUUAUAUUUUGUCAUACCUAUGUUUACCAUCAAUGCCACUGAUUCAUUCACGCACACACACACACACACACACACACACACACACACACACACACACACACAGUCUCUCUCUACACACAAGUGUCCACAUUGACCACUUUUGAUAGAAUGUCUAAAAGCUGAAAAUAAAAAACAUCCCCAGGGCUCACUUUAAAUAUAGGCUCUCUGGUAUGCCAGUGGUUUGUGUGUGUUACAGAGACACACAGAGCAACUGGGUGUGUUGGGUGUGUGUGUGUGUGUGUGCGUGUGUGUGUGUGUGUGUGUGGCUGGUGAGGUCAUGCGUGAUAGCGCCGAAAUUAUUCCCUGGGUUUUAUUGUGAAUUUUAUUGUGAUUGUGCGUAUAUAAAACAUAAGACAGCCGAUGUUUUCUCUGUGACCCGGCUGGACGUGAGAUGUGGAUGCACGUAUGUGUUUUAUUUUCUGGUGUGUGUGUCUUGAAAAUAAAGUCAUAGCUGAAUAGGAAACAGGCCAGUGGGAGAUAUGCAGGUUUUCAGCGUUUUUGCUGGUUCUGGAUGUCUAUAAAAUUGUAUAACUGGACACUUAGGUUUAUUCUGGCAAAAUGUUUACUCAACCGCUGUUCCAAAUUAGACUUGAAGGUAUAUUAAAGAACUAUUUCACAGAAGCUGCAAAAAUAUCUACUGUUUAGUUCAUUGAUACAGUGGUUGAAAGUUCUUCUCAAUACAGACAGAUAGUCCACACUUUUUCUUGUUCUUAUUACAUCACAAAUUAUGA
This is a messenger RNA of Sphaeramia orbicularis (orbiculate cardinalfish), 4108 nucleotides long. It is a transcript of the gene tgfb5, whose product is annotated as transforming growth factor, beta 5. The transcript has 7 exons. The record is from RefSeq and is a predicted model, not a curated record. Gene Ontology annotation, cellular component: extracellular region. Bases 1158 to 2420 code for a protein of 420 amino acids. NCBI's taxonomy places the organism in Eukaryota, Metazoa, Chordata, Actinopteri, Kurtiformes, Apogonidae. Gene Ontology annotation, biological process: transforming growth factor beta receptor signaling pathway; regulation of cell population proliferation. Gene Ontology annotation, molecular function: transforming growth factor beta receptor binding; growth factor activity; cytokine activity.